Molecule: messenger RNA, 3006 nt
Organism: Manihot esculenta (cassava)
Lineage: Eukaryota; Viridiplantae; Streptophyta; Magnoliopsida; Malpighiales; Euphorbiaceae
Product: rust resistance kinase Lr10
Exons: 5
Coding region: 314-2434 (706 amino acids)
Biological process (GO): protein phosphorylation
Molecular function (GO): protein kinase activity; polysaccharide binding; ATP binding
Source: RefSeq, a predicted model, not a curated record
CUACCCGCAUUUCCCAACAUUCUUUAACAUCAAAUACCAGUCAACUCCAUGCUCAACUAUGCAUUCUCCUUCCUCAACCUCUCAUUCUCUUCAAGAAGCUCUGGCGUGUCGUGGUAAUGCUUGUUGUUUGGGGAAUCGGAGUAGCAAUCUAUGUCAUCGCCAGCAAUGAAAUUUGAUGGAAUUACUUGUUGCACAGCCGAAUUUGCAAGAGUCACAGCAGUUAUACUAGAUAUUUUCCAGGAUCCUAAGACGGUGGAUGCAAAUCUCCUACUGAGUAUUGAUUCAUUGUUCGAAUUUAUGCUUUUUAACGGAUAUGUUGGAUGAACUGCAAGAGCAUGUUGAAUCUAUUGACAUUGCAAAUGGUAAAUUUUCCAAUUUCCAUGAAAUUCUCCUGUUUUCCAGAAACGCUAUCCGUCUCAUGUUUCAGAGAAGUCUUCUCUUUGGUGGCCAAAUAGCCUUUAUUUUGCUGCUACUUCUCCAAAUUUGUCAUGCUAAGAAUGAUCCUUGUGCUCCUUCCUCGUGUGGUAAUAUCCUUAAUAUCAGCUACCCUUUCCGACUACAAACUGAUCCAAAGCACUGCGGAGACCGUAGAUAUUCACUAUCAUGUGAGAAAAAUAGCACAGUAUUGCAUCUGUUUCCUGGAAAAUUCUACUACGUUCAGGCAAUUAAUUAUAACAACUACACAAUCCGACUGUUGGAUCCUGGUGUAGUUAAAGAUGAUUGCUCCUCCAUGCCUCGUUUUCCUUUAACUCGUCCCAAUUUUCCUGAUGGAGGUCCAUAUAUACCGAAUAAGUAUUUGUCGACUUCUUCGUUGACGACAUUUUCUGCAGAAAUUAUUUUCAUGAACUGUGUACAGCCAAUAAAUUCUCCUGAUUACAUUGACGCUACUUCUUGCAUUACUAAUGGAUCAAAGCAUUAUUAUGUGCGAAUUGACACGUUCGGCGGCAUAUCAGGGAUGGAUUGGAUGAGCACGUGCACCAUAGUAACGGCGGCCUUCGUACCUGCCGAAAGGAAUUAUACCAGCAUGUCGUUUGUUGAAGUUCACAGAGAGCUGGCUUAUGGGUUCGAAAUUUCAUGGCUGAAUCUGUACUGCGAAAGGUGCGAAUCCAAUCAGUGCUUCUUCAAUGAAACGGAAAAUAGGAUUCGUUGCUUUGAGGAAUUUCCAGAUUAUUUCAAAGAAGUUUGCUACCUCAGUUCCAGUCUUUUCAGACAUGUAGUGGAGUGCUCCUUCUAUAAUGCAACUUCUAGCACAUUCGGCUUAUCCAACAAAAUUAAAAGGUCAUUGCCAGCUGUACUUGCUUACGUUGGGUUGUCGUUUGCAACAAAAACUUUAUGUGGGACUCCAUUUGUAAUUGCGUUUUUGGUCUAUAAAUGGCGAAAGAGACAUAUAUCAGGAUAUUACACAAUUGAAGAAUUUCUACAAAGUCAAAAUAAUAUGGCACCUAUAAGAUAUUCAUACUUGAGUAUUAGGAGAAUAACUGGAGGCUUUAAGGAAAAGUUGGGUGAAGGAGGCUUUGGUUGUGUGUAUAAAGGGAAACUGCGCAGUGGUCGUAUUGCAGCAGUAAAGAUGUUGGUUAAAUCUAAAACUGAUGGACAGUAUUUUAUUAAUGAAGUUGCUACACUUGGAAGGAUUCACCAUACCAAUGUAGUCCAACUAAUUGGUUUUUGUGCCGAGGGAUCAAAGUAUGCUCUUGUCUAUGAUUUCAUGCAUAAUGGAUCUCUUGAUAAGUAUCUAUCUUCUCGGGAAGGAUCUAUCUCCUUAAGUUGGGACAAAUUAUAUGAAAUCUCUCUUGGAGUAGCUCGUGGUAUUGCAUAUUUACACCAAGGCUGUGACAUGCAGAUCUUACAUUUUGAUAUCAAGCCACACAAUAUUCUUCUUGAUGAGAGUUUCACUCCAAAGAUUUCUGACUUUGGGCUUUCUAAACUAUAUGGGACAAAUGAAAGCAUUAAAACUCUCACUGCUGCAAGAGGAACAAUAGGAUACAUGGCACCCGAGUUAUUUUAUAGAAACAUUGGACGUGUUUCACAGAAAGCAGAUGUCUAUAGCUUUGGAAUGUUGUUACUAGAAAUGGCAGGUAAAAGGAAGAAUUUGAAUACACUGCUAGAAAACUCAAGCGAAACGUAUUUUCCACUUUGGGUUUAUGAUGAAGCCUCUAGUGGGAAUGUCGUAGAAAUCAAUGAUGCCAUAGAGGAGCCAAACAAAAUAGCUAAGAUGAUGGUUGUGGUAGGACUAUGGUGCAUACAAAUGAAACCGAGUGAUCGUCCUCCAAUGAACAAAGUCAUAGAAAUGCUUGAAGGAGAUCUUGAAAGUCUUCAGUUGCCUUCCAGGUUUGCUCUAUUUCCCGAAGAAACUAUAAUAAGAGAUGGAGAUGAGUCUUCAUCUAUGUCAACCGACUUCUCAGAAACACUUAGUUUGAUUGAAAAUGCAUCUUAAACUUAUUUGAGGGAGUUAUUUUGAUAAUAUACAUUGGAAAUUAACUUGUCAUCCAGACUUGGCAAAAUAGCUAAUGAAAAAUAAAUGUUGCAGCAAAAGUGCUUUUGUUAUAUAUAUGUGUGUGUAAAGAGAAUGAUCGUCUUUAUACAUUGUAUAUUCUGGGUAAUAGACCUGGUUAUUGUUCAUGAGAUCUGUAUUGAUCAAUGAUUUUACUAUUUUAGCUUCAGAUUUUUAAUGGCCAGCAUUUGUGUGCUGAAGCACCAGAAACAAUAUCAUCAAAAAGUGUUUGGUUAAUAUUUGUGCAAUUGAAAGAAAUUUGGUUGUGGGACCAUAACUGAGUUGUUCUCAUGUUUGUAGUGAUUGUAUUGACAGUACAGAACAAGAAAAAGAAGAAACUAAGUGGUUAGCAACAUGUUCAUACUCGUUUAAGGCCACUUGACAAUCCUUCUCUAUAUGCUUACUACAUCAUUGGUUAUUACAGAUGCUCUCUAUUCAAGAUUUACUAUGUUUCUGAAAGAUUUCUUGCAUGUUUCAUUCUUAUUGGUUAGUAAAAAGCUGAAAGGAUUUGCAGU